GGUCUGUAAGUCUCGUUCGCUUUCACUUUCGUUUUGUGACUUCCGGGUACAUGAGUCAUCAUGGUGUAUUGUUUUGCGUUUGGUUGUACCCACCGUACUGGCAGUAAACAAGAUUGCUCCUUGUUUCGAUUUCCACUAGAUGAAAAAGAAAGAAAAAAAUGGAUCGAAAGAUGUCGCCGGGCUGAUCGAGAGUACUGUACAAACGACAGAAUUUGUAGCUGUCACUUCCAGGACGGGAAAAAGGAGCUGGGGCCCACAAUUUUUUCCUACAGUAAGAACGUUGGAUACUUCCCAGAAAUAGAUACCCCCAAAAGACGAAAGCGGCAAAGAACUGUAGAUACCACAGUAACUUCACCAACGACUAGUGACGAAUCCAGUGUACACCCAGAUUUGUGUGUCCAUGAUCACAGCUAUGUGUUGCCUGAGCCUGGGGAUGGCUUAUCAACAGUUUUCAACUCUGAGGCCAAUUCAGAGGAGAAGGAUAAAGAAAUCCAGGAGCUCCGGAAAGAAUUAGAACUUCUAAAGUUGAGAAAACCGGUCAUGUCGAUAGGGAAUAUCAUCAGUGAUCCAGAAAAGAUGCUGCUUUAUACAUCAUUCCCUGCUGAGGUGUUCAACAUAUUAGCUAAGCUUAUGGAAAGAAUGGGUCCUUUUACAUACUAUGCGGGAUGGAGUGUUAAAGGCUUUAGCGUCGCUGACCAGCUCCUUGUGACUCUGAUGAAAUUAAGACUAAACUGUAGAGAUCUUGAUCUUGCAGAUCGUUUUGGCACGAGCAGAGCAACAAUUUCUAACAUCGUUAAUACGUAUGUAUGUGCUCUUCAUGAAACAUUGUUUAAAGGAGUAAUGAAAGCAGUUGGCAUUCCCAGUCAGGUAAAAUGUCAAGGAUCGAUGCCCAGAUCGUUUGAAGAUUUUUCAGGUGCACGCAUAGCAAUGGAUGCAACAGAGGUCACCCAAGAUGUUCCAUCAGACCUUAACAGUCAGUCACUGUCUUUUAGUAAUUACAAGAGUCGCCACACAGUGAAGGCAGUUACUUGUGUAGCCCCAAAUGGUGCUUUAGUUUACUGCUCUGACCUCUACCCGGGAUCAACUUCAGAUGCAGCUAUAGUUGACCAUUGUAAUGUUCUGAAUAUGCUUCAGCCUGGUGACAUGAUUCUAGCAGACAAGGGGUUUAAUGUAUUCGACAAACUUCCAGCAGGUGUAACUCUUAACAUACCACCAUUUUUAUCAAAUAAAUGUCAUUUCACUAAAGAGGAGGCAGAGCUAUGCUACAAGAUUGGAAGGAGCAGAAUACAUGUUGAACGUGCGAAUGAAAGGAUCAAGAAUUACGAUAUAAUUGAUCAUAUUCCCUCCCAAUACCGACACUUGUCAACUAAAAUAUUUCAGGUUUGUGUUGUUCUUGUUAACUUGCAGGCCCCCCUUUUAAAGGAAAUAGCUGACAAGUAUGAAAUUGAAUAAGCAUCCAUUGAAUUCUAGCUUUGAUGAUUAAUUCCAAGUUUAACGUCACCUACAAACUUCAAAACCUACAAGGACAGGUGGAAAAAAUUCAACAAAAUUUCAAACAAACAGGUCUUCACACAUCUACAUGAAUUAAAAUACUGUAAAUAUUUGUUAUCAUGUACAGGCUUUUUGUUAAAUAAUCAAUUCAGUAAACCUGUAUCUUUAAAUGAGAGAUUGAUUAGACUCAGCUCAAAUAUACCUCAAAGAGGGUCUAAAUAUUGUCCAAUUCUGUAUAAUGUAGUUUUUAGGUGCUAAGGCUAUGAAAUUCACUAAUUUGAUAGAAGAGUCAAUGUUUAUUACAAUCAUGCCAACAGUUUGACUGCUUGAUGUCCAGGAGUAAAGAAGAAAAUGUUUAAAGUUUGCAUUAAAUUAAUUUUAGUGGUUUUGGCCCCAUCCCUCAGACCCAAAAGGGGGGGGGGGGUGCAAGGACCAUGAAAUUCACAAUUUUUGUUCCCCUUCAACCAUAGAUGCUCUAUGCUAAAAUUGGUUGAGCGUUUUAGAGAAGUUGAAAAUGUUCAAAUGUUAACGCAGGACGACAGAUAAAACAGAUAACAAUAGCUAGGUCACCUGAGUGACUCAGGUGACAUAAAGAUGUGGACUUGUUUGUUUUUUCAAAGUGCCAAUUUCUCCGAAACCUAGGCGCACGGGUGACGUUAAACAUAGAAUUAACUUUAGACAGACUUCAUGUUAAAUCCUAAGAGGCCUUGAUAUUCACCUAGUAUAUUAUGAGUUUCUAAAUGUUCUAUGGCUAUUAGAUUAGACAUACGAUAUAAAUACAAAGGUAGUAUUUAUAUAGUUGAACUUUGGUGUUUCUAAAACCAUGCAUUCUUUAAGUAUUUUAUCUCAA
Saccostrea cuccullata (small rock oyster) is the source of this 2341-nucleotide messenger RNA. RefSeq lists its product as uncharacterized. The record is from RefSeq and is a predicted model, not a curated record. The coding region runs from base 61 to 1452 and encodes 463 amino acids. Lineage: Eukaryota; Metazoa; Mollusca; Bivalvia; Ostreida; Ostreidae. The transcript has 5 exons.